This is a messenger RNA of Neoarius graeffei (lesser salmon catfish), 427 nucleotides long. It is a transcript of the gene pde6gb, whose product is annotated as phosphodiesterase 6G, cGMP-specific, rod, gamma, paralog b. Lineage: Eukaryota; Metazoa; Chordata; Actinopteri; Siluriformes; Ariidae. Gene Ontology annotation, cellular component: photoreceptor outer segment membrane. The transcript is spliced from 4 exons. Gene Ontology annotation, molecular function: cGMP binding; 3',5'-cyclic-nucleotide phosphodiesterase activity. Gene Ontology annotation, biological process: positive regulation of G protein-coupled receptor signaling pathway; visual perception; positive regulation of epidermal growth factor receptor signaling pathway. The record is from RefSeq and is a predicted model, not a curated record. The coding region runs from base 164 to 427 and encodes 87 amino acids.
UGUUAUUAUUCUGUCUGCAUUCACUGGAUAUGAGCAAUCGUACGCUCUGAUUGGCUACUCUACUACCAGGAUAUCAGGUCAUAUACGGGAGAGAGAAUACACAGGGUGUCGAACACGAAACAACCACUAACUAUCAGAAGUUUCAUCAAAACAGCCAACAGCUAUGAAUCUUGAGCCCCCUAAAACAGAAUUUAAGUCGGCCACACGGGUGACCGGAGGCCCAGCCACGCCACGCAAAGGCCCACCCAAAUUUAAACAGAGGCAGACUCGCCAGUUUAAGAGCAAACCGCCAAAGAAAGGCAUCCAGGGAUUUGGAGACGAUAUCCCUGGUAUGGAAGGUUUAGGCACUGACAUCACAGUCAUCUGCCCUUGGGAGGCCUUCAGCCACUUGGAGCUGCACGAGCUGGCUCAAUACGGCAUCAUCUGA